GGCACCGGCGUCGCCCGUGGACAGUCCCCAUGGCCGAGGGCCCCUCAGUACAGCCUGGGACACCUGCCGUGACCCGCAACCCUCACCGCGCCUUGAGGAUCCCAACCAUGGCCUGGGUGCCCCUGUCAUGGCCUGAGGACCUCCACCGUGGCGUGGAGUUCCCCUUGCCCUGGGAGACCUCAGGCCUUUGGGGAUAUCCCAGCGUGGGUGACAGCCAGUGGGGGCUCAGAGGGUCAAAGGAGGUGCCGGGGUAGCUCUGGGGUUCUGGCAGUUUCCUGCCGGUGAGUCAUGGUGUCACUGGUCCUGAGCCCAGGGGCAGGGGCAGGGUGGCACUUCGGGGAAGUGAAACAGGUGCCAGGAAAACACCCUGGCAGCCCACAGUCAUGCAAGCCUGGCCACGCACAUCCCCGGCCCUGCCAGUGUGGCGCAACCUCCGGCAUGCCGGAUGGACGUGGAGAUGAGGAGUGUCCCCAAAGACCACGUCCCUGAUGGCCGUGUCCCAAAGGUGGCAUGGGUGGACACAAGGGACCAGGGGACAGCAGGGCCCUGUGCCCUCUGGUGUUAGGGCAGUGGGGACACACAGGAGAGGGGACAGAGGGAGCACAGCUGGCUGCAGUGCUUGGGUCUGCGCAGCGAAGGAGGAAGCCGUGGGGAAAUGGUGGAGUGGCAGCAUUUGCGCCACAGCCCUUUCUGGGGCGGCUGCAGGUCGCGGCCCUGGCAAGGGUGGGUGUCAUCACAACCCUGCUGGGCGGGGACUGGGGCUGUGGCUGGCACACGGUCACUGGUCCCACACCUCGAUCCCAAACAUCCUCUCUGCCCUCUGCCCCACACACUGGCCUUGGAGCAUCCUCAUGCUCUGCCCCACACCCCAGCUCCAAAGUAUCCCCUCACUCUGCCCCACACUCCAAUCCUGGAGCAUCCCCUGCUCUGCCCCACACUCAGCCUCCCCAAUGCACUGCUGGGGGCAGCCAACCCCCACAGCUCUACCAGUCUAGAAGGAGGAACUGGGCAAAACCAGGCAUUGCGACAGCUGGAAAUCCCGUUCUGACGGCGCUUCCUUCCAGAGGCUCUUGAAAACCGGCCACGCUAGAGCCGGGCUCAGAGAGCGGGGCAGGCAGGAGCCCGAAGCCAAGUGCCAUAACACUUCCCAGGUACUGUCAAGUCUCUGCCCAGGACUCUGCAGUCGGUGGCGGCCAUGGCAUUCGUCCCUGAUUUGGACACACUGGAGAAUAGCAGCCUAAAUGAGGAGAUGUUUUAUGGCCCCGACUGCCUCUGCCCGCAGAAGAAACCCCGACUGGACUUGGAGGUGACAGCACCCAGGGUGGGCAUCCAAGUGACAGUGACCAAGGGACACCCUGCCAGGACCUUUCGCCGGGCUGCUGUCCUGGUGGUUGCUGUGACCAAGCUCCUAAAGCAGCCAGCGCACAAGGACUUUGCUGACAGUGACCUUGGCAGCUUCUUGGAUGAUCUUUUCGAGCCCAUCUCCUUCCAGCACGUAACGGGCAGUUAUGCUGGGGCACCCGUCUUCCGCUACACCCGCUCCCAGUCCUUUGACAUCCUGGACAUUGACCACAAGUGUUUUGUGCUGGAGUCGCCAACCCAGCUGGUGGCCCUGCACCUGCAGGGACCCUCUGCUGGACGGAAAGUGAAGCUCAACAUCGCUCUGUACCGUCCCCGGUCAUCACAGGGCAGCCCAGGGGCUGGGCGGGUGCCUGUGGCCUUGGGUAUCAAGGGCUACCAGCUCUAUAUGUCAUGUGUGAUGAGUGGCGCCAAGCCCGUGCUGCAGCUGGAGGAAGCUGAUGUCAGGAGGGAUAUUGAGACCGUGGAGCUGACCCGCUUCAUCUUCUACCGUCUGGACAGCCCAGCCGAGGGGACUACCCGCUUCGAGUCCGCUGCCUUCCCUGGCUGGUUCGUCUGCACAUCCCUGCAGCCCCGCCAGCCUGUGGGUAUCACCAAUGCUCCUGACCAAGUGAACAUUGCUACCUACGAGCUGAGCGGGCGCUGAAGACCUCGCACCAACCCAACCGGCAGUCACCGGUUUUCAGGCUGUAUGUACUGAGUACAACCCCCUGGGAUGGGACCCCUCUCACCAUCUACUUCAGAUGAAAUAGUCGCUCUGGGCCCCAUGGGCUCAAGACACCCCAAUCCUUAUUUAUUUACCUAUUGUGUCUGGCCAGUGCUUUUAUAUUUAUUUAUUGUGCUCCCUUAUUUAUUGCUGCUUUUAACUUGUAUGUGUUUUAUUGUUAUCUGGAACGCCGGUGUUUGUAGAGAUGGAAGUGGAAAUAAAAGGUUUUCCAGGGC
Messenger RNA from Chiroxiphia lanceolata (lance-tailed manakin), 2301 nucleotides. RefSeq names its product interleukin 1 beta (gene IL1B). Gene Ontology annotation, molecular function: cytokine activity; interleukin-1 receptor binding. The transcript has 6 exons. Gene Ontology annotation, biological process: cellular response to lipopolysaccharide; cytokine-mediated signaling pathway; inflammatory response to antigenic stimulus. Bases 1196 to 2005 code for a protein of 269 amino acids. NCBI's taxonomy places the organism in Eukaryota, Metazoa, Chordata, Aves, Passeriformes, Pipridae. The record is from RefSeq and is a predicted model, not a curated record.